GGGGCUGGGCGUCUUUGCCCAGGCCACCUCGUGCUCGUCGCCUGUCCAUCGUCGCCUGUCCAUAUAUGACCAAUCCCUUCUCGACCACGGGUGCCCGACAGUUUGGCGCGGCGCCGCUGUGGGGCGCUUCCGCUGCGGAUGCACUGCAGCCGCCGCUGCGUCUCACCGUCAUGACUGGGGCUCUUUUUGGGGCGGCGCGAGCCUCUGUGGAGGUCGAGAUCGCCCGGUCGGCGACUGUGGGCGAGCUGCUGCGCAGGGUGAUGGCACUCGCACAGCUGGCGCCGCCCGCCGACCCGGCCAUCCUCGAGGGCUCCCUCCGCCUCCUUUGCGCUGGAGACGACCUCACGGCACACCGGACUCGAACAAUCGGCGAGGCAACGGACGGCGCCGUCCUCCUGCACCUGAUCGCCCCGGGUGGACUACCCUCGUCCGUCUUUGCCACCACGUGCGCCAAUCCCGCCCGCAGUGCCGCCGCCAACGCCGCCGCGGCCGCGGCAGAACAGCGGGCCGCAAAGGCUGCGGCGACUGCGCCUGCACAAGCACCGUCAGCACCGGCGGCGGUCUCGGCCUCGCGGGCGGGCGGCGAGGCGGGGGUGCUCAAGGUGCGCUUCGCGGCUCGCGAGGUGCGAGUCCAGUACGACCCGGCGAUGACCGCCUCGCGUCUCAAGUCGGAGAUUGCAACGGCGGACGGCACCGCGGUCGCGGGCGGCUUGCGCCUCUUCUUCUCGGGGCAGGAGCUCAUCGACGCGCUGCCGCUGCACUCGCAGCGGGGCAGGCUCGCGGCCGGGGCGGUGAUCACCGCGCACAUGGUCGACCCUACGCACACGCCGAGCAAGGAGCGCCUUGCGCCGGCGCGGUCGCACGUGGCGGGGGGCGACGCGCGGACGAUGCGAUUCGUCGGCUUGCGCAACCAGGGCAACACCUGCUACCUCAACUCACUCGUGCAGUGCCUCUACAUGACGCCAGAGCUGCGCCGCGGUCUGAGCGCACUCCGCUCCACGCCUGCCGCCGCCGGCGCGGUGGGCGGCGCGCUCUCGUCUCUCUUCUCGUCCCUCUCCUCGGCGUCCGCGGCCGUCGGAACAGAGACCCUCACCCGCGCGCUCACCAGCGCGCUGGUUGGCGGCUGCGCCUCGCGGCAGGAGGACGUGCACGAGUUCUGGCAGGUGCUGACGGACAAGCUCGAGACGGAGCUCAAGAGCACGCCCCAGGCGGAGCUGCUGCCCUCACUCUUCCGCGGCACGCAGCGCUGCUUUGUGCGGUGCAGCCGCUGCGGCAACGUCACCCACACCGUCGCCGCCACGCCCGCCGCCGCCGCGCCCGCCGCCGCCAGCAGCUGCGGAGAUGGCAGCUGCUCGUCCCGGCUGGAUUCGUCCCCGACAAAGCGGCUCCGGCUGACGCCGGACUCUGAGGCCCCGGCGAUGGCGCUUGGUGCGGCGGGCUCUUCAGUUGCUGAUGACAGCGACGAUAACCCGUACACGAGGAUGGGAUUCUGAGCGCCAGAGCGGUCGAACGCGAGGUCGAGCUGCAGGAUGUAUUCUGUUUAGAGAACGCUACGGUGUGCCGUGGCAUCGUCUCUCGUGCGAGGUGCGCGAUCGAUUGGAGAAGUGAUUGGAGGUGACGACGGAGCCACGUGUGAGACGUGCACGGGCGGGGUAGAUGUGCGGGCCCGCGCCCGAGAAAUUAUGUAAGAAGUGGAA
Molecule: messenger RNA, 1697 nt
Organism: Emiliania huxleyi CCMP1516
Lineage: Eukaryota; Haptophyta; Isochrysidales; Noelaerhabdaceae
Exons: 9
Coding region: 66-1493 (475 amino acids)
Biological process (GO): protein deubiquitination
Cellular component (GO): nucleus; cytosol
Molecular function (GO): cysteine-type endopeptidase activity; cysteine-type deubiquitinase activity
Source: RefSeq, a predicted model, not a curated record